Racocetra persica is the source of this 158-nucleotide messenger RNA. NCBI's taxonomy places the organism in Eukaryota, Fungi, Glomeromycota, Glomeromycetes, Diversisporales, Gigasporaceae. The record is from the annotation of a GenBank genome assembly.
ACGAAAUUAACAAACUAAAAGAAGAACUGAAAAAAUAUAAAGAAAAUGAACCAAAUGAAAACCUCGUAAACGAAAAUAAAGAAUUGGGAAAAGAAUUAGAUAAAUGUAAACGAGAUAAUAAAUAUUUGAAAGAAGGAAUUUCGGUAUUAGAAAAAAUG